This is a messenger RNA of Sclerotinia borealis F-4128, 285 nucleotides long. The record is from the annotation of a GenBank genome assembly. Lineage: Eukaryota; Fungi; Ascomycota; Leotiomycetes; Helotiales; Sclerotiniaceae.
AUGAAGAAAGCAGAAAUGGCGAGUCUAGUCUUCAAGAACGAAUUGGUCGAUAUGGGCCCGCUCAAUGAAACGGAGAUUGAAGAGCCUCCCAAGCAUCCUGAUAUAGAGAAGCAAAAAUUUGAUGAAACGUUGCUCGCUAAAUGCGAAGAUGAAAAAGAAGUCACGGAUGGCAAAGACAGAUGGAAUCUGCCCAGUCUUGAGUGCAGGACAGUGAUGAGGGAAAUGGCUAGUACUACGAUGAUGAAGACGAUGACGCUGAUGGAUAUGUUUACCUCUCGCUCCUAA